UUUACGGACUGGCGCAUUGCAUUGUUGGAAAUGAAUUAAAGAUGGCUGUUCGCGAUGACCAAGUAUGAUCAGCGACGGUCAGAAAUAAUGUUUUCCCUUUAAUUUUCCAUUUUCUUCGGUUUUUCACGCGUAGAACUGAUUUCAGGUCUAAACGAAACGGGCGCGUGGUAUUUUCGGGCGGUUUCUGCUUCGUUAAUAGGUCUCAAAGUGCAAUGUUAGUUCUUAGUGUCUUGUACAUAGGAGUACGAUUUUACUAGUUAUGUAUGUAUUUUGAUAAAAGUGCUAAGUGGAAGCGGGUGGUUUGAGUGGCACCAGGAGGGAGGAAGCCGGAGGAACACUGUAAAAUGCAGACUAUGGAGAAACCUCCUCAUCAAUUAACGACACAAACGAAGCAAAGAGAGUCACCGAUGACCAUUCAAAAUGUGGAAACGGCCGCACCUAGUGGAGUGAAAUCGGCGGAGCCUCCGCCUUUGGAGAUCUGCUUUGUUUGUGGCAACAGGGGCCACCCCAGGUCGUACCCUCUGAGCUCCAAACCUAGAUCGGACCGAUCGACUCGCGAUCCGUACUUUCCAUUUUUGGAUAGUCACGAGCCUCCUAAAGGCUAUCCAAAAUUCUGGGGUAAAUCGGACCCGUCCAUCUACGCGGCUUGUAGCCUGUGCUAUCAACUGCUCAUGCAACAAUGGGACCAAUAUGAACAGACAGCCAAGCCUCAUUCGGAGCGGCUCUAUUGGCUGAAACGGGUGGAUAAUGGCCCUUAUACAGGCGCGGAUAUGAACAUGCAGGGAGAGUACGCGGCUCAAAUGCUCGGAUUGAAUACGGAAGGGGGCAUUGUUCCGGUUGCCUCCCAAACCUCCAAGACUGUCGGCCGCGAAGACUCCACUAGGAUCCGAGUGUCUCCUAGACCAGUUUCAGCUCCGGUUGCGUCGACCGGAUUGGAUCGAGACGAAAUGGUACCAGAAGGCGCGUUGGAUCUCACUCAUUCAUCGCAACAGUCUGUAUCAGCACCAGUGCAAUCCGUCUCAGUCCCACCCAUAUUGUACAACCAGAACUCAAACUCCUCAACUGGUACCGACAUUUUGGAUCUUAGCAUGCCAGAUAAAAACUCAGUAACGGAGGUCUGUUACGUUUGUGGCGAUGAAUUCAAGCGAGGAAGUCUCGAUUUUAUCGCCUCCAAACAAGUAGCCGACUCUGCUAUGCAGCCAUUUUUUCCCAGUCUGAUCGAGCAUCCAAGGCCGAGCAGAAGUCGACCCAUUGACUCUUUGGGCCGAGUCCAGGCCUGUGUGGAUUGUCAGCAACAUUUGCUGAAGCAGUGGAUCACGUUUCAGGGCCAGGGUGUUCCACACAUAGAGCGUAAAUACACUCUACGAAAACGGCAAGGAGCUGCCCUAGAUGCAACCACCUUCAUAUGUUACACUUGUACCUUAGAGUACCCUUCUUCUAGCAUCAGACUGUUGUAUAGUUGCCCGAAUAACGAGAAGGAACCAUAUUUUCCAUUUAUCCAGACUCUGAAAGCCCCACUUGGAGCCAGUCCGGUUUCUCCUCAAGGGAUGGUCCAAGUGUGUUCGAUAUGUUACAAGAGCAUUCCGCAAAAGCAUCAGGUUUUUGGUGCAGAUCCUUCGACUCAAAAUUCUCAGCUGACAACAAACAGCAAUCACGUGAGCAUGACGGAAGUUCACUAUGUGAAUACGACUUCGUCCCGACCCAGCACUGUUAAAAGUCCCGCAAAUUCUGCCGGUUCGGAUAUUCGGUACAAACCGUAUGACAUUAAUCAAGCCUCCAUCGUCACAACGAAGAAACGAGCUGCACUAGCUGAUAGCAAAAGUUCAAAGGCGGCGUUGGCUGCCAGGACCACUUCACCCUUGGUGGACAUCAAUGGACAUUCGGGGUCGCAAAGUUACCGCUGCUAUAUUUGCGCAGGCCUCUAUACUUUAGAUCAGAUGGAAUGGAUCAGUACUUCGGCGGAGGGCAUGAACUCGCAUGCUAUGCACUUUCCUUGCCUGUCGAAGGUUUGCAUCGGACGAACGUUGGAGAACAGUUGCAUGGAUUCGCAUGGACGGGUUCUGAGCUGUACGAGAUGCGUGAACCAUUUGGCGCAGCAAUGGGAGACUUUCGAAACCGAUCGGGUGCCUUUAGAGCGGCGAAGAUAUGAUGUACCUUUGCCAGAUACGACGCUGAUGAACGGUGAUCGAGGCAUCCCCACACCCCCCAGCACGAACAGUGAUAGAACGGUUUGCAGCCAACCAUCCUCAGGUGGCAGCAGCAUAUACUGUUUUCUGUGUGGUUUGCAUUCGGAAUUCACCCUCGCUCGAGUGGUGUACAGUAAACCUCAAGGUAGAAAUGCGCCCUAUUUUCCGGUCCUGCUGCGCCACAAAAGUCCGCCCAGCGCUGAGCAGCUUAGAGACGAUGGCAGUGCGCUGGUUUGUACGUUCUGUUACCAUAGCUUAGUUCAUCAGUGGCGUAGGUACGAGUCUCAAGGCAAUCGAGUACCGCCCGCAGACGCUCGCGAAUACAACACUCACGACUACUGCUGUUAUGUCUGCGGAAUUACCACUUACCGGAAACGAGUGCGCGCGUUACUUAUUAAGGAUUUUCCGUUUUUGAGAUUCCACCCGCAGCCUGACAACUCACUGCUGUUGGAAAACGGCGACUAUUCAGUUGUAUGUUUGGACUGCUACGAGACGCUGAGAACCCAGUCAUUGGAAUAUGAAAGAUGGGGCUUACCUUUAGACAAGCGGCAAUAUAAUUGGAUAACACAACCCCCGCCCCCAGAGGAUAGUCCCGAGGCCGGCAUUGCCCGUUUACCGAGCGGACAACGAAGUGAUAAAGUAGCACCCCCAACGUUCCUAGCCAAACCCACCAGAAAGAACCAUUCACCAAAAAUUAUGGAGAGAAAGAUGAAUUCAAAGACUGAACAAAACUCAGGAGUACCUAACAGCCCAAACAAACUACCUCCCACCGUUCCGAGUGCGACCAAUGGCAGCAUAGCAAAUGUGCCAGUGAGCGGCGCUUGCUCUGGAAUGACCAAUCCGAAACCGCGCUCAUCCACCACUGGCCAUACUGUGCCAGGACCUGGCCCUGGUUCCUCCAACAGCCAAUACAGCCAUUCGUUUGCUGCCGCCCUGCGGAACCUCGCCCAACAGAACGUACCUGGCGCCGAAUCUGUUGCGGAACCGCCGGCUGCUCACAGAUCGAGGGAGAGUGGUGAGUGCCGAUGAAAUUGAUGUUUGUACUCAUUGAAAAUGAGCUUUUUAUCCCAA
Dendroctonus ponderosae (mountain pine beetle) is the source of this 3257-nucleotide messenger RNA. RefSeq lists its product as uncharacterized. NCBI's taxonomy places the organism in Eukaryota, Metazoa, Arthropoda, Insecta, Coleoptera, Curculionidae. The record is from RefSeq and is a predicted model, not a curated record. The transcript is spliced from 16 exons. The coding region runs from base 345 to 3215 and encodes 956 amino acids.